GUUAUCGAUGUUUUAUCGAUUGAAUCAACUAAAAUAUAAUAUAUUCAAAUAUUACACCUUAAAUUGCAACUAUAUAACUAUAAAAAAUCUAUAACUAUAUAAGUAAAUGAAAAAUUUAAUUUGACUCAGCUCUCUUUAAAUGAGAUUGUGUUACUUGUUAAGAAAGUUCCACCCUAAUUUCGAUUCCCGAUAAUUUUUCUCUAAGAAUCAUCCCUUUAUCGAGUUGUCGACUAUCUGCCAUCUCUAAUUUGCGAACCAGCAGACUACUUUUGUGGAAUUAUUAUUAAAAUAAAUCUAUUUGCAAAAUGUUGGGCCGCAGCAGUGUGAUUGCACGCAACUUCUCCCAGUCGAUGGUCCGCUUCAGCGGUCAUGGCGGAGUUCCCGGCGAGAACCUGCCCUUCAGCCUGCAGAACAAGUACAGGAUCACCGCCCUGUUCACCAUCGGCUGUGUUUUGGGAUUCGGAUCUCCCUUCCUGAUCGUCAGGCACCAGCUGCUGAAGAAGUAAGGUGCUCCCCGAGGCGACAGCAACAACAAAUAUGUACCCUUAUUUGCUGCGGCAGCCCGGAGGCCAUUGCUUUGUGUUACAGCUUAAAUUUAAGUGAAAAGUGGAAGCUAAAUAAAGUUACCCUAUAACCGUGGUCCCAAAGAA
Messenger RNA from Drosophila ananassae, 650 nucleotides. RefSeq names its product cytochrome c oxidase subunit 7C, mitochondrial (gene COX7C). The record is from RefSeq and is a predicted model, not a curated record. Bases 306 to 506 code for a protein of 66 amino acids. Lineage: Eukaryota; Metazoa; Arthropoda; Insecta; Diptera; Drosophilidae. The transcript has 3 exons. Gene Ontology annotation, biological process: mitochondrial electron transport, cytochrome c to oxygen.